UAUUGGUCUUCUCUUAAUGAACCUCUCUCUUCUUCUCUUCUAGUUUUUCUUUUUCUUUUAGUUUAUUUCAUUUUGCCAUUUGGCUACAAGUGAUCUUUCUCUUCCCCUUCCUCCUUUAACAUCCUUCAAGAAAUAUGUGUCAGAAGGCAGAUCAGUCUGACCAGCUACAGGCACGGACUCUACCCAAUUACACUCCUAACCCUAUAUCAUCCCCAUCAACACUCACAUCCCCUGUAGCGCCUUCUGUGAACAACGUCGCUUCUACACUAUCCUCCUCAAUUCCCAAGCGGAACUCCAUGUCUAUCUCUAUCGCUUCUUCAGAACCCAAUACUCUUUCAGAAAAAGAUAAAUCACUCACACCCUCAAUAAAUGCAGACAAUAACACUAUUAGCAAUCGAAACGAAAAAACAAAAGAACAGGGGACGUUUCUGACUCGGCACUCUUGGCUGAUGGGUUGGAACCACGAGGAUUGGUGGCCAUGCUGGAUCGGACUGUUCCUUUUUGGUAUGGUUGCUAUCGCGGUCCAUAAGGGUCUUGAGCCUGCCCACUUUGCGCUCUGGUCUUCUAAUCCCUUUGACUCGCUUCAUGGGAAAGAAAACUACGAGCUCCUAGUUUUAUUUCCGCUUCAGGGGAUGCUAGUCUGGUUGGCGUUGUGGGCGAUCAAAGCCAAGGCUUUCAGAGACUUUUGGAAGGGUUACUUGGUUGUUUAUUCACUCAGUUUCUUAAGUAAAUGGCUCGCAGCCCAAAAAAACAUCAAAAGCGCUAGUCUGGGGGACUCCAUUUGGGCCAUUUUAUUUGGGGCAGCCCUCAGGAAUAUGAUAGCAGGGUCCCCACAGCCUGAUGGUCGCUCCAAGCCUUUACCUCCUUGGUUAAAGGUCGCACAGCAGACAGAACUCUACAUUGCAACUUCAUUGGUUUUACUAUGCAUCGACUUCAACGUUCUCAAACCUCUAGCUCCACGCGCGUUCUUUGUCUCAUGGAUUGAUACCCCUCUUCUGUUCGUCAUUGUUGCCGUACUUGGUGCAAGCUGGCUCAAGAUUGACCUUCAGACUUCCAUGAUCAUGUCAGGUGCAACCUUCAUUUGUGGAUCCUCAGCUGCCCUCGCUCUCGCUGCUUCAUUGGGUGCAGGUAGUAAGGCCGAUCUGCCAAUUGCCAUCAUUUCUGUUUUUACUAUCCCUUCUAUCAUUGCGUUGCCCUAUAUCGCGAAGGCUAUAGGUCUCAGUCCUCAAGUCUCUGGAGCUUGGUUCGGAGGAUGUGUGGAUUCCACAGGAGCUGUGAUUGCUGCUUCCACUAUUUACGAUAACGCAACUGCCAUUGAAACCUCGGCGGUGGUCAAAAUGGUACAGAACGUACUCAUUGGUCCUAUAUCUGUUGGCGUUGCUGCUGCUUGGGCUAAGCGCGAAGAACGCCGCAAGCGGGAGCUGCACAGCACAUUUGAGGAUAUUGCGUUCCGUGCCAAGUCGGAACUUCAACCUGUGCCUUACAGAACACUUCUUUGGAGCCGAUUCCCCAAGUUUGUGCUGGGCUUUAUCAUGACUGCCAUCCUAUUCAACACAGCUGUCCCAUCUGAAGAGAGAGAGGCUGUCAACAAGUUCUCGUUUAUGGUGGGUGAAUGGUAUUCGACCAUGAGUUUUGUCAGUAUUGGGCUCGGUCUGCAGUUCCAAGAGCUAAGACGAGAAGCGAGACUGUUGCUCAUGCUAACAGCGUUAUAUGCUUUAGCACAGUUGGUGGAUAUCUUGAGUACCUUGGGGCUCGCCUACGUUGCCUUUGAGCUCUUUUGAAGUGGAAGCGACACUAUCCUUUUACCAUUUGUAUAUGUAUCAAUAAUCUUCUUUUCUUUGUUAUCAUUAUCAACUCUACUCCCAUUAACCCUAAUACUAUCAGCCUAAGCUUUAUUCAUUAUACGAAGAUAUAAUAUCAAUAUAUGCUUAUAAAGUCUGUAAACCUGAAC
Messenger RNA from Lobosporangium transversale, 1951 nucleotides. RefSeq lists its product as hypothetical. Gene Ontology annotation, cellular component: plasma membrane. The coding region runs from base 135 to 1781 and encodes 548 amino acids. The transcript is spliced from 2 exons. The record is from RefSeq and is a predicted model, not a curated record. NCBI's taxonomy places the organism in Eukaryota, Fungi, Mortierellomycota, Mortierellomycetes, Mortierellales, Mortierellaceae.